UGCUAAACCCUUGUAUUAACUUUUUUCUGAGGUUUUAGCAGCAAAGCAACAAUGGCGAAAACUGCAAAAACAAGCAAGAGCGACAGUUCAUCAAAGAAGAAGAAGAUGAAGAAGAGUUGCAAGUCAGGUCCUAAAGCCAAAGACAUGAAGCUCAAAGCUCCAAAAGAGAACCCUUUCGAAACAAUUUGGUCACGACGCAAAUUUGAUAUACUUGGGAAGAAACGCAAGGGUGAACAGCGACGAAUUGGUGAAGCUCGUUCUUCCGCCAUUGAAAAGAGGAAGAAGACGCUUUUGAAGGAGUAUGAGCAAAGUGCGAAAUCAUCUAUGUUUGUUGAUAAGCGUAUUGGAGAGAAUGAUGAAGGACUUGGUGAAUUUGAUAAAGCCAUUAUGAGGUCUCAGCGUGAGAGGCAGGUGAAAUUGAAGAAAAACAAGUAUAACCUAUCAGACGAGGAUGAAGAGGACUUUGAAAUUGGUGCCUCAUUGGGAAGAGAUGAUUUUGAUGAAGAAGUCCCAUUUGAUGAGGAUGAGGAGGGUUAUGGGAGAGAUGAUAAGUCAGCUAUCUCGGGACAACUUAACUUUCAUGGAUCUCAGAAUGCCCAAACAGGUCCUAUGGAAGCAGAGGAAAAUAGGAAGAAAAGCAAGAAAGAAGUAAUGGAGGAAAUCAUUCAAAAGAGUAAAUUCUUUAAGGCCCAAAAAGCGAAGGACAGAGAAGAAAAUGAUGAAUUAACUGAACAAUUGGACAAAGACUUCACAUCACUGGUGAAUUCGAAAGCCUUAUUGUCGCUGACCCAACCAGACAAGAUACAUGCUCUGAAGGCUCUUGUGAACAAGAACAUUCCAGUUGGUAAUGUGAAGAAAGAUGAGGUAGCUGAUGCUCCCAGAAAAGGACCUAUUGGAAAGGAAAAGCCCGACACUUAUGAGAUGCUUGUUAGUGAGAUGGCACUGGAUAUUCGUGCUCGCCCAUCAAACCGGACAAAGACUCCAGAAGAAAUUGCACAGGAGGAGAAAGAGCGGCUGGAAUUGUUGGAGCAAGAACGUCAGAAGAGAAUGGCUGCUGCUGAUGAUGGGAGUGAUGAAGAUGGCAACGCAUCUGAUGAUGACAGCAAAUUAAUCAAAGACCCAAGGACUAUAUCUGGCGAUGAUCUUGGGGACGAUCUUGAGGAGGCGCCUGGAACUAAGUUGGGGUGGAUUGCUGAAAUCUUGAGUAAGAAAGAAAGUGAACUUGAGGGUGAAGAUGCUGCUUCUACUGGGGAUUCAGAGAGUGAAGAGGACGAUGGUGAGGAUGAAGGAAGUGAUGAUGGUGAGGACGAAGGAAGUGACGAUGGGGAAGAUGAAGAAAGUGAUGAGUCUGAUGAAGAACAAGGAAAGACACAGACUAUUAAGGACUGGGAGCAAAGUGACGAUGAUAUUAUUGAUACUGAGGAAGAGGAUGAUGAUGAAGGUUCUGGUGAUGAUGCUAAGAAGGUGAUGAAAAUAAAGGACCACAAGCAGGUUGCCGUCAAGGGAAAAGAAGUUGGCACUUUGCAAACCAAAAAAGAAAAAACGACAGUGAAACAUCAACAAAGCGAACUUCCCUAUACAAUUGAAGCCCCUAAAACCCUGGAGGAGUUUACUUCAUUGAUAGACAAUUGUUCUGAUGAUCAAGUAAUUGAAGCAAUCAAGAGAAUUCGUGCAUUCAAUGCAAUAACUGUUGCGGCAGAGAAUAAAAAGAAAAUGCAAGUCUUUUACGGGGUGUUGCUGCAAUAUUUUGCUGUGUUGGCAAAUAAGAAGCCAUUGAAUUUCAAGCUUUUGAACUUGCUUGUAAAGCCUCUGAUGGAGAUGAGUGCAGCGACCCCAUACUUUGCAGCUAUAUGUGCUCGCCAAAGGCUACAAAGAACAAGGACACAGUUUUGUGAAGAUAUCAAGCUUACAGGAAAAAACAGUUGGCCAUCUUUGAAGACCAUCUUUCUGUUGAAGCUUUGGUCCAUGAUAUUUCCAUGCUCUGAUUUUCGCCAUUGUGUCAUGACUCCUGCUAUACUGCUUAUGUGUGAAUACCUAAUGCGGUGUCCCAUCAUUUGCGGAAGAGAUAUGGCAAUUGCUUCCUUCUUGUGCUCUUUGCUGCUAAGUAUAACUAAACAAUCUCAGAAGUUUUGUCCUGAGGCUAUAGUAUUUCUUCAAACUUUGCUGAUGGCAGCUUUGGACAAGGAACAUCGAUCUGAAAAUAUACAGUUGAAUAACCUUAUGGAGAUCAAAGAACUCGAACCUUUGCUUUGCAUACACAGUAGCAACGUGGAGAUCAAUUCUUUAGAUUUUCUUGAGCUAGUGGAUUUACCAGAGGACUCUCAGUAUUUCCAGUCUGAUAAUUACAGGGCUAGCAUGCUUGUAACAGUUUUGGAAACCCUGCAAGGAUUUGUCAAUGUAUAUAAGGAACUUAUUUCUUUUCCUGAGAUCUUCACUCCAAUUUCAAAAUUAUUAUGCAAAUUGGCCGGAGAAAAUCAUAUUCCAGAGGCAUUAAGGGAGAAAAUGAAGGAUGUAUCUCAAUUAAUUGACACAGAGUCUCAGGAACAUCACAUGCUGCGUCAACCUUUGAAAAUGCGGAAGAAAAAACCUGUACCCAUCAGGAUGGUUAAUCCGAAAUUUGAGGAGAACUAUGUCAAGGGUAGAGAUUAUGAUCCAGAUCGUGAACGUGCUGAAAAGAAAAAGUUGAGGAAACGUAUAAAGGAGGAAGCUAAAGUUGCUGUCCGUGAACUACGCAAGGACAAUGAGUUCUUGUCCAAGGCGAAGGAAAGGGAAAGAGCUCUACUUGCCGCAGAAAAGGCUGAGAAGUAUGGGAAAGAUCUGGCUUUUCUUCAAGAACAAGAGCACGCGUUUAAAUCAGGGCAAUUGGGAAAGGGAAAAGGACAGAAGAGAAGGAGAUGAAAUUAGCUUUUGGUUGUUACUUGAAAAUCUGAUCUUCAAAAGUUUCCCAUCUUUUGGUAUGGAUUUGUUCCUUUCCUUGGCUUUGUUAUAUUCUGAAUUCCCACUGAAUUCCAGUCAAAAUCAUGUAGGGGAAUCCCCCAUCCCCAGCCACACACACACAAACCUAUAUGUAUUCAU
Solanum stenotomum is the source of this 3075-nucleotide messenger RNA. RefSeq lists its product as uncharacterized. The transcript has 14 exons. Bases 52 to 2898 code for a protein of 948 amino acids. The record is from RefSeq and is a predicted model, not a curated record. NCBI's taxonomy places the organism in Eukaryota, Viridiplantae, Streptophyta, Magnoliopsida, Solanales, Solanaceae. Gene Ontology annotation, biological process: maturation of SSU-rRNA. Gene Ontology annotation, cellular component: Noc4p-Nop14p complex; small-subunit processome; nucleolus.